AUGGGUUUCCCUUUACGCUUCUUAUCAUCAUUGUCGUUGUGCCUCUUGGCCCUCCUCCUCCACCGGGCCACGGUGACAAGUGGGUGUUUCAGCAUGGAGAGGGAGGCACUUUUGGACUUCAAAGCCGGCAUCCACGACACCCAUAACCGGCUAUCUUCUUGGGUAGGCCAAGACUGCUGCGCAUGGGAGGGGGUCAUCUGUGGUGCCACCACUGGCCACGUCGUCAUGCUGGACCUCCGAAACACAAAUAUUACAUAUGAUUGGGCAUUACGCGGUGAGAGGAUGAACUCGUCAUUGCUUGCUUUAUCACAUCUGGAGCACUUGGAUCUUAGCUUCAAUGAUUUCAGCGGAAUCCGCAUGCCGGAAUUCAUCGGCUCCUUCAAGAAACUGAGAUACCUCAAUCUAUCUUCUACAUAUUUCAUGGGAGGAAUACCGGCUCGGCUGGGGAACCUUUCGAGCCUCUACGUUCUUGAUCUAAGCGAUGCUUUAUACUUCGAUUAUUAUGGCGACGGAUAUCCCGUCGACAAACUCGACUGGCUCUCCCAUCUUACCUCCCUGAAGCACCUGGACUUGAGCCGGUUAGUUCUAACCAAUGUCCCAGAUUGGUUCUCAUCGGUGAACAUGCUGCCAUCCCUCCAAGUGUUAACUAUGUCUUCCGUUGGUCUCAAUACCAUCCCAGCUUCUGUUGCCCACGUCAAUUUCACCUCCUCUCUUGCUGUGCUUGAUCUCUCCUAUAAUAAUUUCGACUCCACCUUACCCAAAUGGUUGUGGAAUAUUAGUAGUCUUACCCAUCUUGAUCUAAGCGAUGCUUUAGAUUUUUCAUCCCUUGUUGACAACCUCGACUGGCUCUCCCAUCUUACCUCCCUGAAGCACCUGGACUUGAGCGGGUUGAAGCUAACCGAUGUCCCAGAUUGGUUCUCGUCGGUGAACAUGCUGCCGUCCCUCCAGGUGUUAAACAUGACUUACGGUGGUCUUAAUAGCAUCCCGGUUUCUGUUGUCCACGUCAACUUCAGCUCCUCUCUUACCGUCCUUGAUCUCUCCAAUAAUAAUUUCAGCUCCACCUUACCCAAAUGGUUGUGGAAUAUUAGUAGUCUUACCCAUCUUGAUCUCUAUUAUUCUGGGUUAUAUGGCGUUAUUCCUGAUGCAAUUGGAGACUUGAGCUCUCUUACUUUUCUUAAUCUAGGAGUCAAUCAACUCGAGGGUACCGUACCGAGAUCCAUAGUUGAUCUCCGUAGACUGAAAGAAUUACAUAUGCCGUUGAACCAAUUGGCAGGAAAUUUGAGCGGUUGGCUGGAGCAAAUGACGAAUCUCAUCAUUUUGGAUCUCCGAAACAAUUUAUUCAACGGUUCCAUGCCUUCCUCCGUUGGUAAGUUCUCUAAUCUCACUGAAUUGUAUCUCCGUGGAAAUUCUCUGGGAGGUAUCAUUUCAGAAGUUCAUUUUGAGAAUCUUACCAGAUUGCAAGUAUUAGACUUGUCUGACAACUCCAUCACCAUAUCAAUUGGCCAGAGUUGGGUCCCUCCUUUCCAACUCAGAGUAGUAGAUUUAACCAAUUGUCAGUUGGGACCUCAAUUUCCAGAUUGGUUGCAGUUCCAAACACAGAUCCAAGGGUUAUCCAUGGAUUAUUGUAAAAUUGCAGGGACAAUGCCCGCUUGGUUUUGGAAUAUUUCAUCUUCUACCAUCACAUAUUUAUUCCUUUCCAACAACCAAAUAGGAGGGAAGCUGCCAUCUUCUUUAAAGUUCACAAAGUUGGAAAUAUUAGAUUUGGAUUCCAACAGAUUUGAAGGUCCAUUGCCUCCGAUGCUACCGUCUACACUGGAUAUUCUAUCUCUCUUCAAUAAUUCCUUUACAGGGCAAUUGCCGAUAUGGCCCUAUGUUCAAUCAGUGGUACUCUCAAAUAACAUGCUUGAUGGUGGCUUAUCUUCGUCAAUCUGCCAAUGGACAGGUGGUCUCGUAUACCUUGACCUUUCGAACAACAAAUUACUUGGUGAGAUCCCUUAUUGUCUGGGAAAAUCAUUACAAAAUCUUCGGUUCUUAGAUUUGAGCAACAACCACUUGUCGAGUGAAAUUCCAUACACGAUCGGGUUUUUAAAUGGGCUUUCACUUUUGCAACUAAAAAAUAACAGUUUUUCGGGUGAGGUUCCUUUGUCAUUGAAAAAUUGUACAAAUUUAUGGUUUCUUGAUCUGACUCAAAAUAAUCUUGUCGGAAGUAUAACGCUAUGGAUGGGAGAAAAUCUACGACAACUGCAAGUACUUCGUCUACGUUCAAAUAUGUUUUCUGGAGUUAUUCCCUGCCAACUUGCUCGAUUUGAACAGCUUCAAAUAUUGGAUCUUGCAAAUAAUAAUUUCUCUGGAUCAAUACCUCACAACAUUGAUUUUAAUCCUAAAAUUUCUAGUGUGGAUGAUCCAAGACUUUACCGUAGAUGGGGAGAAGUCGAUAGCUCGAUAGUUCCUUUCGCCGUAACAGACAUAUGUCAUGCGAACGGAGGCCAAGCCAUUAGGGACUCCGUCGCCCCUCCACUGCUAUUCCAUCUCUAUGUCGGUGUCCGCUGCCCCGUCCCGUCCCUGUCCGACUCCCUGUCGAUAUGCCUGGCCAACAUUGGUUUGGGAACGCCGUUCAUAUCUUUGCUGGAGUUGAGGCAUAUCGACAACCACCUGGCGUACCAGCACGCAAAUCAAUUCGCUGCACUACUCUUCUACAGUCGCUACAACUUGGGAUCCCUCACCAACUUGGGAUCCAUGCUUGCUGAAAUUUCUUCUCCCAUACAGAUUGUACAUUGUUCAUGCUGUUGGGCUGAUAGUCCAUAUUCAGCCCAUGUGGGCUAG
Molecule: messenger RNA, 2823 nt
Organism: Musa acuminata AAA Group (dessert banana)
Lineage: Eukaryota; Viridiplantae; Streptophyta; Magnoliopsida; Zingiberales; Musaceae
Product: receptor-like protein EIX1
Exons: 3
Coding region: 1-2823 (940 amino acids)
Molecular function (GO): protein binding
Source: RefSeq, a predicted model, not a curated record